GACUCGAGUUAGUCCGAAUCGGGGGGUUUCGAAUAGACCGCGACUGACGUCUGCUCCGACAUUCCGGUCCAUCUUCUGUAUGUAAAUUAUUUUGAUUUUCGUGUAGAUAUUACUACGGAUCAUCUUGCGGACCUUUUAUUUUAGUUCCAAAAGAAAUUAAUUUACGACAAUGUUUGAGUGGGCAUAUGAUGGUGUAAAUAGUUCCAUACCACGCAAUGUUGGUCCAGAAUGCGCAAACUACCUAACAUUGAAGCGAAGAUUAAUAGAAACACUGUUUAUAUCUGUACUUGUCAUAAUCUGCAUUAUAUGGGGCCUGAAGCGAGUGACUCUGCCAAAAAACUUGGCCUAUGUCAGUCAGGAUCAUGUCGGCAGAAGAGUUCUAUUAAUCAUGAUGUCUUUGGUCUUGGGGAUGGAAAUUGGUUUUAAAUUCACUAGCAGAACUAUUAUAUAUCUGUUGAAUCCAUGUCAUAUCACAACGGCAAUACAGUUGUAUUUGCUGGCUGCAGCUCCUAGUCCUACAGUCACUGCUGUCUUCAGGAUACACUUGAAUUUAUUGAAUGGACCAGUGCUCGCAUACUUAUUUCCAGAGACAGAAUCUCGAAUUAUAUUUGCAGACAGAGCAAUGUAUUAUAUUCAGCAUGGUUUGAUGCUAGUAAUACCAUAUUAUUUAUUGAGGCUUGGAGGUGUAUAUAAUAUUGAACCUUUCUCCGAUAUGAGCUGGUCGGUUCUUAGUUUCAGCCUCAAUGUAGGAUAUCAUUUUUGGAUUCUUCAAAGUGUUGCCUUGCCUGUACAAGUGAAUCUUAGUCACAUGUUAUGCGCAGCUGUUUUGGAUCCAUUUGAAGGCCAAAAUUAUCGAAUAUGGGCGGUGACUCAUCAGUCAAUAUUAUGUCCUAUUGUGUGCAAGCUGUUUUGUUAUGGAUCCAACUUCUUCUUAACCAAGUUUCCACUAACUAGAGUUAAGCCAUCACUGGAAUGCACAAUUCCAAAGAAAAUCUGUACAUACGAGCAGAAUGAAAAAGUGCACGAAGACUCCAACACUUCAGGGAACGGCCAUACACAUUUUGAUUAGUUUGGUAGAGAGAGAUUCGUUACACCAAAUGUACGAAACACUUCCUUUCGAUUUGAACUAACGCGUUUAUAUAAUUGUAUCUAUUAUAACACCCUUCGAAAACAUCGUCUACAGGGCCAGUAAACAAAAAAAAAGACAUCGGGCGAUAGGAAAAAUUAACUUCUACAUAUAAUUAAUAUUUAAUUAAUACACUAACAAAAAUAAUAAGAGUAUUAACAUACAAACGAAAGAUACUUAACACAUUCCCAUUACGAAAAACAUUUUUCGUUGCUGUCAAGAUCAAGAAAGUCGCUCACACUAUACGUAUACACGAGAUAUCGAACUUGAUCUUAGUACAAUCGCUGUGAUUGUAUUAGUUUUAAUUCAUUAAUCCGUGAUACCGGUCGAUAAAUAGUCAAUUCGAGGUAUAAAUUUCUGUCCAAAUGCUUGUCAUGCCUAGCGCUGUGCAUAGAUUAAGAGUCUCAGUGAUAGUAUGAGGCUUAAGCUGACGUCCAGUAACAACAGUGGCUGAUUAGCCAACCCUAAAAAUAACUGCACUAUCUUCUACUAGGUAAAAACGCAAUAUAAACAGACCAUCUCGUGCAUUUUUAUAUUCAUUUUUACUCAUGCAAUAGGGAAACAAAGACAUUCAAAUAACGAAACUGCAAUGUAUUUUACACAGUUCGGAAGUCAACUACAUUGUUAGAACUUUGCCUAUAUAUCGAGUAUAACGAAUAGGAAGCGGAAGUCCGUUGGGUUUCACGGUGAGUAUUCUUGAGUCAGACAAUUCGAAAUGUAACGUAUGUCAAAACGAGCCAUAAUAUUGUCUGCUUAGAAUUUGUGAGAUCCUGCGACCUUCCACAGCCUAAUAGUAAAUAUAACAGAGAGUAUAAGAGAGCAUUUUGGCGAUGGAAAGCAUCUACUAAAUCUGAUUGAUAGUAAUGGAGGCUGUAAAGCUGACAUAACAUUUUAGUGACGCGUAAGAACCUUCAUUUUACCUCCUCC
Molecule: messenger RNA, 2053 nt
Organism: Odontomachus brunneus
Lineage: Eukaryota; Metazoa; Arthropoda; Insecta; Hymenoptera; Formicidae
Product: transmembrane protein 164
Exons: 7
Coding region: 170-1069 (299 amino acids)
Source: RefSeq, a predicted model, not a curated record